CGUCAAUCCAUUCCACUGAUUUUGGAAAGUAGUGACUGGGUGAGAGCAAGAGUCCGCAUAAAACCGUUUUCGGAGCAACUGCACAACAUGGCCAGCGAAGAAAGUUCCACCAUUCCCAGGGAAAAUCAAGUGACUCCGUCCAACGAAGAACCUGAAACAAUGGCUUCCCAAAGGGAUAUUGAAAAAAUGGAAGAAGAGAAGUUGAAAGCUAAAUACAAUGCCCGACCUGUAACUGGACACUCAGCAUUCUUGCAAAAGAGACUUGCCAAAGGUCAAAAGUACUUCGACUCUGGUGAUUAUCAAAUGGCUAAACAAAAAGUCCCAGCUAAGAUACCAACCACAACAGCAACAGUAGUACCACCUGCAAAUCUUGGACAUCCAACUGGUGAUGCCAUUCCAACUCCGGAAUCUGUUCCUACCAGGAAAACAUCAAUUAUUCAGAGCAAACUCGCAAGUCCUGCAAUGUAAAAAAAGAAGAAGAAAAAGCAACAUCACCUGAAAGUCUUAACCGUGUGCGGGCAUGAAUUUGGUAUCGGGCAGUUUGUAUACAAGUUUUGGUGUAAUAUCUUCAUGUCAUGUUACGUUUCGGUGGCUGCAUUCAAUUUUUUUAAAAUCAACUCUUUGGCGCGCUCUUUACUUUUCCGCCUCUCUUUAUAUUUUUUCGCUUGAAAUGAUGAGAAUAACCUGGAGUUCCGUGAAUCGGAAGACGCUAGAUAGACUCCUUUCUCCCGGACAAAAGAAAUGAAAAUACAUACAGUGGCAUCACUUAA
Daphnia magna is the source of this 770-nucleotide messenger RNA. RefSeq names its product cAMP-regulated phosphoprotein 19-A (gene endos). The record is from RefSeq and is a predicted model, not a curated record. Gene Ontology annotation, cellular component: cytoplasm. The transcript is spliced from 3 exons. Gene Ontology annotation, molecular function: protein phosphatase inhibitor activity. NCBI's taxonomy places the organism in Eukaryota, Metazoa, Arthropoda, Branchiopoda, Diplostraca, Daphniidae. The coding region runs from base 88 to 468 and encodes 126 amino acids.